AACCUGUCGCGCGCGCGCGCGUGCCCACGUGACUCGGCGCGACCAAUGAGCGGCGCCUCCUCCUCCUGCUCCUCCUCGCUGCGGCUGCGUGGCGGAGCGAGCCGCGGGCUGCAGGAGAGACGCCGCGAUGUCCGCCGCGGACUGCCCGUCGUCACACGCUGCUGGUGGCCGUGCCCCUGCUGAGCACGCCGCGGAGCCGGCGGCUGAUCGCCAGUCGGAGCCUGAAGCGGCUGACGACGACGGCGACUUGAAGGACCUCGACUCGGAGCAGUCGCCAGGCAACGGGAGAUGCCCGGAGAAGAUGACGAGCCCGUGCCGUCGUCAUGGAGAUGACGACGUCCACGUGGCCGGCAUCGACCUCGAGCAAGUCGACGGUGGAUGCCACCACCACCAGCAGCAGCAGCAGCAGCCGGGCACGGAUCGUGCAGAAGACGACUGGACAACGUUGAGGGGGAACAGCAGCAGCAGCAGCAGCAGGAGCAGCAGCAGGAGGAGGAGGAGGAGGGGGGGGAGCGAUGGGCAGCUUGGGGCGGCCUGCGACUUCGAGCCGCCGGAGGGGGGGUUUGGCUGGGUGGUCAUGGUCGCCUCCAUGUGGUGCAACGGGGCCAUCUUCGGCAUCCACAACUCGUUCGGGAUCCUCUUCCUCGCCCUGCUCCAGUUCGGGGGCGACGCGGGCAGCAGCAGCAAGGCGUCGUUUGUGGGCGCGCUGGCCAUGGGCAUGCUCUUCCUGUGCGCGCCGGUCGUGAGUUUGUUCACCGGCCGCUUCGGCUGCCGCAUCACGGCCGUGGGUGGGGCCACCGUGGCCUUCGCUGGGCUCCUGUGCAGCUCCUUUGUGAAACAGCUGGACCUGCUGUACCUCACCUACGGGGUGGUGUUCGCCGUUGGUGCCGCCUUCGCCUUCCAGCCCUCGCUCGUCAUCCUGGGCCACUACUUCAAGCGCCGGCUGGGGCUGGUGAACGGCAUAGUAAUGGCGGGCAGCAGCCUGUUCACCGUGGCGCUGUCCUACAUCAUGAAGCACAUGCUGGCCUCGCUUGGGCUGGUGCUCACUCUGCAGGCGCUCGCUGCGCUCAUGCUGCCGCUCAUCGUUGCGGGUUUCGCCUACCGGCCCCUGAUGCCCAGGCUCCAUGUGGAAGGGGCUCGGACCAAUGCUGCCCCCUCUGGCUGUGGCCGCUGCCCUCCUUUGAGAAUAAAGACGUUCUGCGUCUGGGUGUCCGGGGUCCCCAUUGCUCUCUUCGGAUAUUUUGUGCCGUACGUCCAUCUCAUGAACUACGUGAAGGAAAACCUGGAUGCGGAGGCUGCGCAGCACGAUUACGUGCUCAUCAUCUGCAUCGCUGUAUCUUCUGGGCUGGGCCGCCUCGGCUUCGGUUGGCUGGCGGACAUCAUCCCCGGGGUCAAGAAGGUCUACUUGCAGAUCGUCGCUUUCCUGGCGGUGGGCCUCAUGUCGGCGCUCAUCCCCAUGUGCUCCUCGCUGGGUUCCCUGGUGGCGGUGUGCAUCGUCAUGGGGCUGUUUGACGGCUGCAUCACGUCGCUCAUGGCCCCCAUCUGCUUCGAGCUCGUGGGACCGCACCACGCCUCGCAGGCCAUCGGCAUCGUGCUGGGCCUCAUGUCUGUGCCUAUGACCGUUGGGCCUACGGUGGCAGGUCUCCUCCGGGACUUGACGGGCUCCUACGACAUCCCCUUCUACCUGGCGGGCGUGCCGCCGCUAGUCGGCAGCGGCGUGCUCUGUUUUGUGCCGUACGUGGCCGUGCGUGCGCCCAAGGAGGAGCAACAGGGCCCCGAGGUGGGGGGGGCGCGGGGGACUCCGCUGACUCCCGGCGGCGCGGGCGACACGGCGGGGUCAAGGGGGCAGCUCCUGCUCAGAUCUCCGGCCGAGGACAACGCUCCGCUGCCCGCCGGCCCGUGAAGUCAAUCCGAGCUCUGUUAAGAAAGCAGCGCGAAAUGUCAUCGUCGGUAAAAGGAAGCGUUUUCAUUUUUUCGUCGUGGAGUUAAACGUUUCCGCGUAGAACACUAACCGUUUGACCUCUAUUUAAUGUUCAUCCCACAUUUUUUUGUUUUGGAAUCAUCUUGUACGGCCUAAAAAUUUCACGGUGUUUCUUGACAUCUCGACAUCCCAAAUACCUGCGGGCCCAUGCUGUGGGUAUUCUGUCGAGUUGUUCAGUGCAGGAGCUCGCGAUGUUUUUAGAUGAGCCGAUGUCUGUGGGAUCGUCGCUUCGAGUCCAGGCUGAUCGCAAAGAGUGCCGGGCGCAAGUAGCAUGGUGCGCACAACUGCGCGUGGCGUUCCCCUCGCGAUGAUGUGACACUACGUCGCUCCGGGCCCCAGUUGGCUCACAGCGCGACGCUGAUUUUUUUUGUUGUUUUUAAAGCAUGACAUUUUUAGACGCACUGUGAGCUUUUAAAGCCCUUUUUGUAUUUUUUAAUGGAUUGCAUUUUUGUAGUAGAUUCAGCUGUAGGUAGGUUUGGUUUACAAGUCUCUACACCGGUGACGGUAGUGUAGAGCUUCGCGUAUACUUUAGGUUCGUCCGCACAGUGUUAUACUUAGUUGCCGGAAAUCCUCAAUCGAGCUGCAGACUCUACUAGGGUCCAGCUCCUCCUUGCUCAGUUGAUGCAGGGCCAACUCAUCAAUAAGAUGACCGCUGUGAUUUCCUAUCAAGUGGUACUGUGUACACGUUAUCGACCUACGGAGGGGAUGAUAGGGCGAGUUGACCCUUGACUGUGAUUUGAACUCAACACCUCAUGAUUGCGAGGUAUGCGCUGUUAACCGAGCGUGAGGGAUUGGCCGUUAUGAAUUGAUCGCCUUGAUUCCUGCCGAGUUAUGCUUGCAGUAUUCCCUCAUCAUUUGCCAGGGAUACGUUCCGACGAUGCUUGUGAAUCUCACAUUUUUUUGUGAGUUACCUUAUCAAUGAGCAAAUAAAGACGUUAAAUUAUCAUAAUCAAAAAAACAUUGGUAAUUAAAAAGAAAUAUCAAAUAUUAUAAAUAGAUGUGAAAGCAACUCAUCGCUUGAUCUCUCAUCACAUUAUCUUUUCACUACAUCUCUUCACUUCACCGCAUCACAUUCUCUCUCAUCACUUUUUCUCCCUCUCUAUCGCUCGAUGGUGUCCGUGCAGAGUUUCAGAUGCGAUUCGUGGAUAGCCAAAAUCGCGGAUAGCUCGUUCGUGAAUAACGAGGGAAUACUUUACAAGCGGCAAAGUGGGGGGGGGGGGGGGGGGUCUCAUGCCCCCCCCCCUUCCCCUCUCAAUAGUUUCCUACCUCAAAGCACUUCUGAGUUAGCUUACAAAGCACCUGGACUCGCUUGCCUCUCACGUUGCACUCAACUCUGCAAGUUGCCCGGUGCGUGCCUCAACAAAGUAGCCACGAUGCUCCGUCAAACCGUGUUAAGCGCUUGAGUAGAUGUUUUUGUAUCGGUAUAAAUUGCUGUUAAAAAUUGAGAAUGAGUCAAUUUGAUACGUUCAAAUAACAAUACUUAUUUUAUUACAUUACGUUUUAUUUGUUUACCCAUGGGCGAUAUGCCGCUGUUUCCUAAUUGUGUAAUUUGCAAAUAAGUUUUUGGUUUUACUUGCCAAAUCUUGACCAUGAUGCCAUUGCGCCAUAGCCUAUUCUUCUUUUGAAUGAUGUCACGGGAUCUUUAACUUACACUGGUUAAUACAUCCUGUUAAGCCACAUGACAUCGAUAACUGUACAACCAUUCAGUUCCAUCGUGAAUAUCCUCAACCUCUGUUCUGUUUUCUUUUCGUUUCAAUGAUUUUCCAUCGGGGAGCUGUGGGUUGAGGAGUGUAUCUGUUCUUGUGCCUCGACUCGUUUCUACGACCAUCACAAAACCGUGAUCUCUCUGUGCCAUGCAUACACGCACACACGAGAAGCAGCUAUAAAUGGGCUGGUCUGCGCAGCAACCGAUACAGGGUUCUUACACAGAGCUUUCAGUCUGGUCCAUGGACUUGUGUACACGCUUUCUACCGCUGUGGACAAGAUGUGAAAGAUUUUGAUGUAAAGCUUUCGUGAUUGCAGGGAUUCAUCUUCUUGGUUCUUUGGGUAAAGUCACGUAGAAGGGAAAUAAUAAAAAUACAAUUAAAUAAACAUAAUAAAAUAAUACAAAUAAAACAUAAUAAACAUAAUAAAAUACAAUGUAUUAAAUAAUGUUUUAUUUUUAUUAUUUUAUUAUUUCCUGUCUACAUGACUUUACCGAAAGAACCAAGAAGAAGGUGUGAUAGGCCACCAAUCGUACGUGGCGUGUACCUUAUUAAGCACGGUUCCUCCAUCUCUCAACACUGCUGCCAUCACUGCCACUCUGAAAGACCCCCAACAUAACCUUGUAUUCAUCAUCAAGCCCCUUGGGAGAAUCUAAUGCUGGUCAAAGGCUUCUCCGUACCCCUCUUCACAGCCUACACCACCCAGUCCACCCCCGUGUCACUUCUGUCUCCCCUCGAGUGCCGUCGAACUACGCGCGUGGCUGGUAAUUAUUCCCUGACUGCUGCUGCUGUUUCUGUGCAUCUCUAUACAAGUGUCUUCUCAGAAACCUGUCUGUGCUAUUGUUCCACGAGGUUGCCAUUGGAUUUUCUCAAUGUGUCCGUCGAUCCACUUGGAAACAACCAUCCCUGGUUCAACACUGCCCAGCGUUGCCAUGGUACUGAUACCCAGUUAUGGCGUUCGCCAACCCCCCCAGACCACGCUGUCGUAUCCUGAUGUAGUCUCUCGCCUUGGACUGGUUUGUGCUUUUUCCAGCUCAAUAUCCCCAAAAGUGGAAAUAUCUUAUGCAACAAGUCUCUACUUGGUGAAACAUGGAAUUCAAGCCAAAAACGCAAGCCUUAAACUUCGUAAAUAAAUGUAAAGCAGAUUGAUUGUAAACGGAUUACGUUUUUGUUACGGUAACUGUUCUUCCGUGCAAUUCAGAAUGAAAUACGAAAAUUGAAUGAAAUCACGGCGUCGUAUGCCUGUGUAUAUGGCGUGAAAAAAAAAAACAGUUUACCGUUCAUGCUCGACAUUUGUCCACAUGCUUGUAAAGCUAAUCAUUCAAAAUCCUUAUUCUUUUGUUCUUUCGGUAAAGUCACGUAGGUAUAAAAUCAAAUAAAGCACGACGUUUCGAUCGCAACACAAACGGUCGUCCUGUUGCGAUCGAAACGUGAUUUGUUUUAUUUUAUACCUACGUGACUUUACCGAAAGAACCAAAGAGUAUGGAUUCCUGCAGUCACGAAAGCUUCAAAUCAAGAUUAAAAAUCCUACAAAAACGUAAAUGAAGGAAAGAAAACAGGGAACAUUCUUGCCAGUCAAUUAUUUUUUUACACUCGCAAAGAUUUAGCACGAAUUGGUACUACCACCUAAGCUAGCAAAGCUUUUAAUGGCACCAAUGUGUUUAUCUAAGAGAGUUUUUUUUCUCCCCCCUCUUCAAAUAGCCCACUCGCUUGAAAUGGUUGUAUAACGUAGCUCACGAGUAUGAGCGACGUAAAUAAAUUGGAAACAUCUUCUUGGUUCUUUUGGUAAAGUCGCGUGCAUUUACCGAAAGAACCAAGAAGAUGAAUCCCUGCAGUCACGAAAGCUUUAAAUCGAAAAAUUGGAACCUCUCAAAGCGAUUUCCACCACGGGUGGUAACGACACGUGAGGUGUCUGGCCUCGUGGACGUCUGCAUAGCUGGCUGUGUUCAGGCUGUUGCUCGCUUGGCCGCAUUUUUCCCACGUGCUUAACGUUACCUCCAACCCCCUCCUUGUCAUGUGCACGCAGCGAAUCGUUACACUUGAGCUGUGGGUGUUUACGUGAAGAUGUUCUUAAAGGAGCUCGUUUAUAACCUCUUGUACUUUUGCUAGAAAUGUGAAAAUCCUUUGACAAUAAAUUUCAUUUGAAACCCA
Messenger RNA from Lethenteron reissneri (Far Eastern brook lamprey), 5835 nucleotides. Its product is annotated as monocarboxylate transporter 10-like. The record is from RefSeq and is a predicted model, not a curated record. Gene Ontology annotation, molecular function: transmembrane transporter activity. Gene Ontology annotation, biological process: transmembrane transport. NCBI's taxonomy places the organism in Eukaryota, Metazoa, Chordata, Hyperoartia, Petromyzontiformes, Petromyzontidae.